This is a messenger RNA of Geosmithia morbida, 672 nucleotides long. Its product is annotated as P4Hc. Lineage: Eukaryota; Fungi; Ascomycota; Sordariomycetes; Hypocreales; Bionectriaceae. The record is from RefSeq and is a predicted model, not a curated record. The transcript has 3 exons. Gene Ontology annotation, molecular function: procollagen-proline 4-dioxygenase activity. The annotation marks the transcript as partial. Gene Ontology annotation, cellular component: endoplasmic reticulum. Gene Ontology annotation, biological process: peptidyl-proline hydroxylation to 4-hydroxy-L-proline.
AUGCCGAAACCAAACAAAACUAAAUCAAAGACAGCAGCAUCUCCGUCUCAGCCAGUCGCAUCUACUCCCGUGCCGCCCUCAUGGCCACCCUUUAAGCCCCAUUUGCCCGUUGUUCAUCUGGCCCCCGAGCUGCACGAGGCCACGCCUAUGAUCGCCCUCAUACCUUUCUUCUUCCCUAAGUCGCUGUGCCGAGAUUACGUUGCCUUCCUCCGGACUCUACCUAUGCAGACAACUCCAUCUCGUCCCAAACGUGGUGAGGCCGUGCGUGUCAACGAUCGUUAUCAGAUCCAAGACCCGCUCUUUGCCAGCCGUUUAUGGGAGCAGACGGGUCUCAAGGAGGCCAUCCUCAAUGACAACCCGCAUCUUCAAGAUCUCUGGGGUGGCGAGCCUGUUGGUCUCAAUCCAAAUAUACGAGUGUACCGCUACUCCAAGGGUCAAUACUUUGACUGUCACUAUGACGACUCUAACUCCUUCAUCCUCCCGUCCUCACCCCCUGUACCCGUACGUACCACCUGGACUCUGCUCCUCUACCUGACUUCCGCAUCUGAAGGCUGCAUCGGCGGUGAGACUGUUUUCUACCCAAACGACCGUAGGUCAGCUGCCGAGGAAAUCGUAGUAGCCCUCGAAACGGGUAUGCUCCUGCUGCACAAGCAUGGCAACGAUUGUCUGCUG